AUGAGAUUCAGAAUACAGAGGUUUCAGAGCCCAGAGUUGUUGAGAGAUGAAGAUGAGGAUUGUCGGCUGCUGUUGAUUGGUAAAACAGGAUCCGGGAAAAGCGCCACAGGAAACGUCAUCUUUAAUAAUGGAGUGUUUUUGUCCCAGAACAGCUCUUCAUCAGUGACCAGAGUCUGUCAGACACACACUGGAGAAGUUGACCACAGAAGCGUGACAGUCAUCGAUACUCCAGACUUCAGAUUCUCCACUCACACUGACUUUGAUUCAGACUCGGAGCUGAAGAGAGCUCUUAGAUUACGUUCAGCAGGAGUUCAUGUCUUUCUGCUGAUUCUGCCGUUAAGCACUUUCACUGAACAUGAGAAGGAUUUCAUUGAUUGGUUUGAGCAGAAGUUUGGUGUCGAAGCUCUCAGAUUUACUCUAGUGCUCUUCACUCAUGCAGAUCAGGGACACAUGAGAUCACUAGCAGAAAUGAUCAGGGCAAAUCCUCAAUUAUCUGCUUUCAUUCGCCGAUGUGGUCAGAGAUAUCAUGAGUUUAACAAUAAAGAUCCAGCAAACAGACGACAGGUGACUGAACUCAUGGAGAAGAUCGACACACUGAUAACUGAGAACACAAACUCCCGUUACACACUAGAAAUGAUGCAGGAGAACGACAGGAGAAGAGAAGAGGAAAAGAGAGAAGAGGAGGAGAGGAGAGAGAGAGAACGUCAAAUGAAAUUAGAUGGAAUCAGACGAGAGACAGACAUGCGAGUGAGGAGAGAAUAUGACGAGGAACGAGACAUAAGACCAGAGAGCCCAGACAAAAUGGAGAAGUGUAGGAAGCAGAUAAAGCUGAAAUAUGUGUGUGUGUUUCUGUUUUUUGCUGUGGUGACUGGAGGUGUUUCGCUGUGGAAGGAAGACUCUUCUCGUGGAUGGAUGUUCACUAAGGGUUUCUUGUCUGGAGGAUCAGCAUCAACUGCAGGAGUUUUGAUAGGGAAUCUCUGGAGAUUGAUGUUGAAGAGUCAGGUUAUCCGUUCAUGUUCUCACGAGCGUCCCAGCGCUGUUAGACAGUUACUGCUGAAGACAGGAGGUGUUGUGUGUGGUUUAUCAGCCGGAGCUGUGAUUGGUCACAUUAUAGGAGGAAAUGAACUUCCUGUUACAGCAUUAGCAGGAUUAGCUGGAGCUGCCGGAGCUUUUGCAGUUAUACAGUGA
Pimephales promelas (fathead minnow) is the source of this 1188-nucleotide messenger RNA. The record is from RefSeq and is a predicted model, not a curated record. NCBI's taxonomy places the organism in Eukaryota, Metazoa, Chordata, Actinopteri, Cypriniformes, Leuciscidae.